This is a messenger RNA of Adineta ricciae, 393 nucleotides long. The record is from the annotation of a GenBank genome assembly. NCBI's taxonomy places the organism in Eukaryota, Metazoa, Rotifera, Eurotatoria, Adinetida, Adinetidae.
AUGUGGACGUCCUCAAUUAUUCGACCAAUUGUCGCGCAAAGCUCGUUUUGUUUAUCUCGGAUGGCGUCGACAACAGCGAUCGCACCAAAACUUCAUAUUUUACAUUAUGAUUAUGUCGAAAAUGUUGUAGAAAAACGCAAACCGUAUCGAGAAGCUCAUUUGGCGUUUAUUAAUAAACAAGUUGAGAGUGGAAAUGUUAUUUUAGGUGGUGCUGCUGGUAAUCCACCAUCGGAAGCUUUUCUUAUCUUUCGUAAUCUGUCGUCAAAGCAAAUUGAGGAAGUUGCGCAACGAGAUCCGUAUGUUGUCCAUGGCAUCGCUAGAAAAUAUUCUGUGAAACCAUACAUGGCUGUUGUUGGUGAUGAUUUAUUGAAGAACGAUCUGAUUAAAAUUUAG